AUGUCGAAAGUCGUUCGAAAGGACUCUGGCAAUCAUUACUCCGUGGAGCACUCGGCGAGCAAACAAUUGGCCAGUGGGACGAGUGCCGAUUUUGCAAAAGCAAUAGGUUCCCGAUUUGUAUAUAGCAUUCAGCUCCCAAAAGAAUCCAAAGAUUUAUUAGAAAAGGAUGCUUUCAGUCUGGUUGCUUCGGGAGUUAGAAAACUGAAAAAAAUGCGAGAUACUCGAAGUGCUCGAUCUAAGGCUCUGAAACACCAAAUACGGAUCGAGAAUAUUACUUGUGCACUUUUGUUGGCGUUUGUUUUCGUUUGCUUACUGGCGUUGGCCGCCGUGGCUAGCGCAGGCUACAUUAGCUCUGGCUGGUCCAGCGGAGGAGGCGGCGGCGGCUGGUCCGGCGGCGGCGGAGGCGGCGGCUGGAAAAGCGGAGGAGGAUGGUCCAGCGGCGGACUCAGUGGAUGGUCCGGCGGUGGCGGUGGUGGAUGGAAGAGCGGAGGUGGCGGUGGAUGGUCUAGUGGCGGAGGAGGUGGUGGAUGGAAAAGCGGUGGCGGAGGGGGAUGGUCCGGCGGCGGACUCGGUGGAUGGUCCGGCGGCGGCGGCGGAGGAGGAUGGAAAUCAGGCGGAGGCGGCGGCGGCUGGUCCGGCGGCGGUGGUAGCGGUGGUGGUGUUAAAAUCAUCAAAAUCAUAACCACCGGAGGCGGCGGUAGUGGCUACGGAGGCGGCGGCUGGAGCAGCGGCGGUGGUGGAGGCGGAUGGAAGUCAGGCGGAGGCGGAGGCGGUUGGUCAAGCGGCGGAGGCGGCGGUGGAUGGAAAUCAGGAGGAGGAGGCGGAGGUGGCUGGUGGUAA
Messenger RNA from Ctenocephalides felis (cat flea), 840 nucleotides. Its product is annotated as loricrin-like. The record is from RefSeq and is a predicted model, not a curated record. Lineage: Eukaryota; Metazoa; Arthropoda; Insecta; Siphonaptera; Pulicidae. The transcript has 6 exons. Bases 1 to 840 code for a protein of 279 amino acids.